This is a messenger RNA of Hemiscyllium ocellatum (epaulette shark), 8566 nucleotides long. Its product is annotated as integrin alpha-8-like. Gene Ontology annotation, cellular component: integrin complex; external side of plasma membrane. Gene Ontology annotation, biological process: integrin-mediated signaling pathway; cell-cell adhesion; angiogenesis. Gene Ontology annotation, molecular function: integrin binding. The transcript has 30 exons. The record is from RefSeq and is a predicted model, not a curated record. Lineage: Eukaryota; Metazoa; Chordata; Chondrichthyes; Orectolobiformes; Hemiscylliidae. Bases 22 to 3216 code for a protein of 1064 amino acids.
UCCUAGCUGAGGGAGUGACAGAUGAUCAAACACUUAGUCAACUUCUAUUUUUCUUUAGCUGUGUUUGAUUUGGAUGCAAAGGUCUGGAAAAUGCAUGCUUGCUAUUUAAUGGAAAUUUUGUCCGUUUAUCUGCUUGGACUAUUACACCUUCAUGCAUUCAAUUUUGAUGCAGAAAACCCAAUCAUUUAUUCGGGGCCUGAAGGAAGUUUUUUUGGAUUUUCUGUCGAGUUCUACUUGCCAGAUGGUGGGAAUCCAGGUGUGCUGAUUGGUGCCCCCAAGGCAAAUACUACACAAGAAAACAUAAUAGAAGGUGGAGCAGUGUUUCUCUGUCCUUGGUCAAGUAAUGGAAGUCACUGCAACAUAAUACCAUUCGACACGGAGGGUGACCGACAUAUUCACAGUGUCAUAGAAGACAUAAAAGAGUACAAAUCCCACCAAUGGUUUGGGGCUACAGUUAAAUCACUCAAGGACCAAGUUUUGGCCUGUGCUCCCCUGUACCACUGGAAAUAUUCACGGACCAUCAACUCCAAGGUCGAGACUGGUGGAGUGACGCCAGUGGGCACGUGUCUAAUAGCAGUUCAAAACUUCAGGAGCUACGCAGAAUAUUCACCCUGUCGUUCCGAUAUUUUGCAAUGGCAGUUUAAUAUAUCAAACAUCGCAGAUAAGCGUUUUUGUGAGGCCGGCUGGAGCAGUGUAAUCACGGAGGCAGGAGACAUACUACUUGGUGCACCUGGCAGCUACUUCUGGCAAGGUCAGUUAUUUGCUACCAGCAACAUUGACAUGAUUGUCAAGAAUUACCAACGUGAUCAGCCUCUGAGAUCACUAGGAUUAACGAAAGAAACAAAAGAUGCCAGAGGGAGAAAAGAUAACCAUUUUGAAGGUUACUCACUCGCUAUGGGGGAGUUUACAGGAGACUCUGUUAAAGAUUAUCUUCUGGGAGCUCCCAGGGCAAAACACGCAUUGGGAUCGAUCGUUAUUAUAGAUUCUGUGACCAUGAUGAGCAAACAAACUAUUGCUGGCGAACAGGUAGCUGCGUACUUCGGCUAUGUGGUGGCUGCCACAGAUAUAAACAGUGAUGGGAGAGACGAUAUCUUAGUCGGAGCGCCUCUAUUUAUGAACCUUGGACAGGAUGGCAAACAGCGUGAGGUCGGGCGGGUUUACGUUUAUCUCCAAGACCAGCUUGAAAACUUCAAGCAGCCAACGCAGACCAUCACGGGAACUGAUAAGUUUGGGCGCUUUGGCAGUGCCAUCACCAUCCUUGGGGACCUUGACUCUGAUGGAUACAAGGAUGUGGCGAUCGGAGCACCAUAUGCUGGUGAAGAUGGCAAUGGAAGAGUGUUCAUUUACCUGGGCCAUGCUAAUGGACUGCUCUCAAAAUCUUACCAAGAGCUGAAGGGAACCUGGGCCCCUGGUUUAGUAUCAGCAGGAUUUGGCUUCUCGCUGCAAGGAGGCGCAGAUAUAGAUGCAAAUAACUACACCGAUUUGAUUGUUGGUGCUCAUGAUGUUGACAAAGUUCUACUGUACAGAGCAAGGCCUGUUAUAACAGCAAACGCCCAUAUCAUACUUGUGCCUGACAUUCUAAAUCCAGAAGAAAAAAAAUGCGUAUUGUCACAGAAAUCUACCUUAGUGACAUGUCUUGAGGUUCGGGUUUGUGUAAUGGUAAAAGGACAUGACAUUGGCCAAUUUGUUUUGAAUGGUCAAAUCGAGUUGGACAAAAAUAAGCAGCGUUCCCAGCGACGAAUCCUUUUCCUGCAAUCAUACCAAGCCCAGAAAAAUUUCCAGUUUUCUCUGAUGAGAAAUAAACAAGCAGCCUGCCAAAACUUCACUGCCUACCUCAGGCAAGAAACGGAGUUUAAAGACAAGCUGAGUCCAAUUGUUGUGACUGUGAACUGCAGUCUGUCUGAGGAGCAACAGCUGGAUUCUGGCAAACUGAAGCCAGUGCUGAGUCCCCGCAGUCAAACCUGGGUAACUAAAAAGACUCGCAUUCUUCUGGACUGUGGAGAUGAUGGAAUAUGCAUCCCAGAUCUCAAAUUAAAUGCAACAGUAGAUAAGACCCACUUGAUUGCUGGAGACUCAAAUCCACUCACUGUGACUAUCACUGCAGUCAAUAAUGGAGAAGGAGCCUAUGAAACAGAACUUCACAUUCCCAUCCUUCCACAAGUAGACUUCAACAAAGUUGUGCAGGACAGUAAGGGCACUACGAAGCUGAGCUGUAACGUGCAGGCGGAGAAUGCCACAAAAACUUUGAUCUGUGACCUCGGUAAUCCUAUGAAAAGUGGUGCACAGAUAUCGGCAAGGUUCCAUUUCAUGGUUCACAACUUGGACCAGGUGGAGAACAUCACGCUCAGCAUGCAGAUUAAAAGUAAAAACAUACAAAAUUCCAGCAGUGAGGAGAUCUAUUUGACGUUCCCUGUUCAAGUUGUGACCCAGAUUUAUCUAACAGGGGCUUCACUACCUGAGAACAUUGUCCUCCCCUAUGUUGAUCUCGAGUCACCUGCAGAUCUAGAAGUGAAGAAUGAGUCUCUGCCAAUGAUACAACACACCUAUGAGCUACAUAACAAUGGUCCAUCAGCAAUUAGUGAUGCUGUACUUGAAAUUGACUGGCCUGCAGCUUUCCUUGGUAACAGUUUACUGUUCAAAUCGAAGAUCAUUCCAUGGGGCCAAAUCAAAUGCACAGUGAAAGCUUCCAAUGCUGAAAAUUGGAUAGAAACAAUGAGUACAAUGAGUCCAUUGUCUGUAACUACUGAGAACUCCCGACAUAACAUAAAUAAAAGAGAUGUCAGCAAGGUGGAAAAUACAACGGAGGAGAUCAUCUUUAAUUUGACUUGCACCACGGUGAUCUGUGUGAAAAUUAUGUGUCGCGUGGGACUUCUGGAGAAAGAGAAGCGAGCUGUGGUAAACAUAAACUCUCAGCUCAGGAUGGAGUUCUUUGUGCAGAACCGUAAUAAACAGUUUACAUUCCAGUCCAAAGCAUCAUACAUUGUGCAAGAAGUGCCAUACAAAGUACAGCCUGUAGAAUUUCCCAGUAACAAUACGAUGGUAGUAACUCAAAUUGGCCGCAGUGGUCCUGAGGUUGUUUUACCCAUACCUGUCUGGUGCAUUAUUGUUGCUGUUCUUGGUGGUCUGCUCCUUGUGACUCUGAUGGUAUUCAUCCUUUGGAAGUGUGGAUUUUUCAAACGGAAACUGCCACCAACUGAAAGGGAAGAGUUGCUGUAACAUGUAACCCACUCCUAUCCUCCUCAAGAAACUGCAGCCUCUCCAAGUCUUAUUACAACUCAUGGAGUCAAAUUCCACUUUGGUCUUCAGGUGCACAUGGGAAGCUUGCUGUUGUCUGAUUUUUCACCAUUAAUAUCAGAAAAAAAUUGCAGGAAAGGCAAUCCUCAUGUAUCCAUUAGGAUCUUCCAUGAGUUGAGUUUUCUACUGACGACUUGUGUUGAAAAUGGUUCCUGUCAUAUUUUCAAUUCUGUGAACAGUUUUAAAAAUAUCUGUUAAUCUUGUAAAAUCUUUCGGCCCGGAUUAUAUAUCAAGCCAAUCGAGAAGUGAGAGCAAUGGUAACCUCACUGGACUAGUAACAUAGGGGUCCAGACUCAUUCUUUGGAGAGAUGGGUUCAUCACAAUGCCGCCUCAUCAGCAGAUGGAGUGCAAGUGCAAUCAAUAAAAGUCUGGAAUUGAAAGCUAGUCUCAGUGAUGGUAACCAUGAAACUCCAAUAAAUUGGUGUGAAAAGCUCAUCUGAUUCAUUAUUGUCCUUAAGGGAAUGAAAUCUACUGUCCUAACCUGGUCUAGCCCUACGUUUAACUCCAGAUCAAGAGCAAUAUGGUUGACUUCAAAAUGGCCUUGUAAACCAGGGCGUUCAAGAGUAAUUAGGGGUUAGGUAACAACUGCUCACUAAAACCCACAAAAGGAAUUUUAUAAAACUCUGGAAGUGAGCAAUUUUCUGAAGUAAACCAUUGUCCCAGAGCAGGCAGAUAGUAAUCACAUCCUUCAUAGUGUUAUGACGCUAGACCAGAUUUAGCUCAGGCUUGUUUUGCCGUACAUAACGGGGAGAAUUGAUUUAACCAUGAUUAAUUGGCAAAAUUAUAAAUGUAUCCAGCCCCUUCCCAUUCUAUUCUUCUCACUCUUUUGCUUUGACCAUCACAACUGGUCCUUUAUCCAGUGCACUCUACCUUGUUUCUCCAUUAGCCAAAGGCAAGCAGCCCUUCUAGCAUUUCAGUGCCUGGAUCUAGUAUAUUAUCAAACUAGAGAUUCACACUAGGUUAUCUCAACUUAUAUUGUAUAAGUUGCCAUAUCUCAUAGCUUCUGAUUUUCCCAAAUAUUAUGCUUAAACAAAUUGCAACUUGAGCCAUAUAGUCAUAUAGCAUGGAAACAGGCCUUUGGUCCCACUUGGUCCAUCUGACCAAGUUUCCCAAGCUGAACUAGUCCCUUUGCCUGCAUUUGGCCCAUAAUACUCUAAACCUUUCCUAAAAACGUUUUUUUUAAUGUUGUAACUGUACCUUCCUGUACCACUUCCUCUGACAGUUCAUUCCACAUAUGAACCACCUUCCAUGUGAAAAAGAUAUCCCUCAGGUACCAUUUAUAUAUUUCUCCUCUCACCUUAAAAAUAUAUCCUCUAGUUUUGAACUCCCCUACCAUAGGGAAAAGAAGUUUGCUCUUCAUUUUAAAUAUGUCCCUCAUGAUUUUAUAAACCUCUCUAAGGUCACCUCUCAAACUCCUACUUCCAGCAAAAAAAGUCCAAGCCUAUCCAGCCUCUCCUUAUAACUCAGACCCUCCAAUCCCAGUAACAUCUUUGUAAAUCUAUUCUACACCCUCUCCAGUUUAACAAUGUCCUUCCUAUAGCAGGGCAACCAAAACUGCCCAUUGUUAUAUCUGCAUUUUAAAGUUGUAUUUGCUAUGAAUGCACCUUUCUCUUGGGUUUUAUCUUUAAAAAGGAUUUCAGGUUAGUUUCCCCAAUGGUUGAGCAGUUAAAGGUAUUUUCCAGUGUGACAUUAAGCUUCAUGGAAAGGUCUCAUGUCUCUGAUGAUCUUGGCUAGCUAUUACAAUAGCUCUCCCUUCCUGUUUAGGAAUGAACAAUCUGAAUUAUGAGGAAAGCUAUCAUCAAAUGCUUUUCAAUGAAUUUCUAACUGGGAGCUGUGCAAGGACUUGGUCAUUCCAUUGGUUAAUGGGUUAAAUUUUGAUUUUGAAAUUGGCAUAAGGUAAAUCAACCAUUGGCAUAAUGAUCUUGGCCUCCUGCAGUGAAAGUAUCAAGGAAAAUAUUCUGUCUUCACCUGAGUAUAUUUUUCUCUCUCCAUCUUCUUCCCCAAGACAAAUUCCUUUUUCUUUCUCUCCAUUUCUGAAAUCAAUUUGAGGGACAUCAAGAAAGAGCAUUGAAUUAGUUGGCUAUUAUUUUUUUAAUUACAGGAACUGGAAGAGGCCAUUCAGCCCCUUAAGGCUACCUAGUCAUUCAGUAUGAUCCUGGGUGAUCAAACACUUUGGUGCCUUUUACAUACACAACCCCUCUAACCUUGUGUACCACUAGAAAGGAACAUAUAAUGAAUGAACAUUGCAAAAUCCACAAAACUUUGCCAUCGCCUGUAAAUAAAUAUUGUUAGAUUCAACUUAAAGUGCUAUACAAAAAUAAGAUUUUAUUUUUGAAGUUAAAUAUGACUCAUCUACUUAGCAUGAUUGCAUACUAUGUUUUCUAGGGAUUGUAAAAUUCCACCUGACUUCUUCAGUCUGAAUAAUAAAAUUUAAUUGAUGUUAAUGAUUCCACGUGUCAUAGUAGCACCCUCCUCAAAUUGAGUUAAGUUACAAUAGACAGAAGCGCCCACAAAAAAAAUGGAUGAAAGAAGUUUUAUGCUAUUUUUCAAGCUUUGAACUAUCAAGCCAUGCAGUAGCACAGCUCUGAAUAUUUAAAGAUUGAUAUUGCCAGUGAGUCUUUCUGGUAUGGAGCCCUCGAGCAAGUACAAAUGAGGAAACCAAUUUGAUUGAUUGAAAGAGACAACAUAUUAACUGAAUUUAUAUAUUUCUCCUUAUAUCAUUAGGAUCUUCACUUUGGUUCCAUUUGAUUUUAGCUCUUCACAGGCUCACCCAUGUCCUAGUUCAUCAUGCUGAAGAGUAGAUAUUAGAUAGGCUAUUUUAGGAGGUGCAAUCUUGUUUAAGCAGAGCCUCAGAGAAUCAUAUAGCAUGAAAACAGGACCCUUCAGUCCAAUUAGUCCACAUUGACUGUGUUUCCAAACUAAACCAGUCCCAUCUGCCUGCAUUUGGCCCAUAUCCUUCCAAACCUUACCUCUUCAUGUACUUAACAAAAUGUAUUUUAAAUAUUGUAACUGAACCUGCGUAAUGCUUAUGUCGAAUGCAUACACUUCUCCCUGGAAAUCAGAAACAAGACUCCUGAUUUAAAGUUGAGAACUCCUGGCUGCUUUCCUUUCUUCUUCACAUCAAAAGAAGUGAUAAUAUUGAAGUAUCCACUAACAUCCCUGGAUGACAUCAACUGACCGAAGAGAGACAACAGGCUUGAUUUUCAUGGAAAUCAGCAGUCAGGAAUUUCUUGAUAACUGCAUUAUUGUAAUGCCCACUCAAGACAUCUUUAUGGUGGGUUGGCAGAAAAGGACUGAGUCCAGGUCUGCUGUUUUCCACAGCAGUCUUGAGGCAGGGCAGAGGUAGGUCAAUGCCAAUGCCAUCAGUUUAAAAGGGCUACCUCAAUACACUGGGACAUCGGCCCAGUUCUGAUGACGAGUGGAAGUCUCAUUGUCUCCAUAAUCCCCUCAAUCCCCGUACAUACCCAUUACACCUUUUAACAACCGUAUUACCGAUUCCACAAGUAACUACUACGAACAAAACUUCCAAGCCACUUAAUAACACAAAGCACCUAAAUCUGUCAAAAUAUUCCAAACCACUGAAAGCAUAUGAUUUGAGAGUUUUUAAAAUGUUUCUUAGCUUCAUGAAAGGCACAGCCUGAAAGUUGACAUAAUUGGAAAUUGAAUGACAUUUAUUUUGUUGCUGACUUCUGUUAAAGUGUUUGAUAAGAAGCUCAAGUCCCAUUCACUUCUUAGAAUGCUAAAUGUAUUAUGCAGCAAGGCAAAGACCAGAAACGUCCCCAGUUCAAUCCUUAGAUUAUGCUAAGUAAGCUCAUGUAAGCCAGGCUGACAGUAGACGGAGAAAAACAUCUUUAGGUGAAGAAUCAGUCAGGAUUUUUGCACUAGAUUGAUAAACCAUGGCCUUAGUUAGAAUAUGUUUGAACAUUGUGAGAGGACAAUUGCUAGGUUAAAUGUAGUGCCUCUUGGAGCUGAAUGGCCUGCUGACUCUUUCAAGAUUCUGACAGGAAUGGGUGUCAUAAACAUUGUAGGACAACUGAUAACUCUCCCUGUUUUGAGUUCCUAUUCUUUCUCACUCAUUUGCUUUUGCUUGAAAGUUAAAAAUAAUUUAAGAUACUGUUUCUUCUGGAGAUUUUUAAAAGAUUCUGGUGUUUUCUGGCAAUAGCUUGUCCUCUGGGUCCGUGAUUUAUUAAUAUACGUAUAUUAUUACCAGCUUGAUGCAAAUUACAGCUUUGCUUUCAUCUCUAAGCAGAAUAAAAACUGCAUGAGACAUAUCAGAAAUGUCUGUAUUUAUCACAUGUAAGAUUUAAUGAAGCAAAUUUUGACUUCUCACAGAAAUCUGAGAAUUCUAAAACUUCUGCUCCCAAGCUACAGUCUCCACACCCAUAGUCCAUUUCCUCAGAGCAAUGGCAAUACCCCCACGCUAUUAAUCCAGUCCUACAACAUCGUAGAAGAGGAAACAUAUUCAAAUAAAAAGAAGAUGGUUUUAAUGUUUUCCAAAAGUGAGAAGAUUUCAUGUUCCAGCAUACUAUCUGCUUUUGAUUCACCAACAAAAUGCCGGUAAUGAGUGCCUUAUACUGCAAAACUGCAAUGAAUGCGUUCGUAUCCCAUUACCACAACAGUCUUCUUUACUGAAUGUUGAUAAUAGCAAACUCAGGAUGGCAAAUAUUUACUUUUUUGUGAAGCACAGAGUCUAUCCUAAUACUCACAUUCCCAAGGACACUCGUUCCAUCAAAACAUGCAAAUACAGGCCAUUCAUCUUCAAUGAACAGAUUUUAAUUCUUGUCAUAUGUCUUGUCCUACACAGCAUUUUGCAGCUGUUGUCAUCAUCUGUUCAGCCCAAUACAGAGUCCCAGUGGACAGCACAGGCUGUCCACCGCAGAUAAAAUGGGAUAUACCAGACCUCACCCAUGAUUCCACAUAAACAGGAUUGUUUGACCUGCGCUCCAGAUCCACCUUUUGUUUAUCCAAACUCAAUCAUUUGCUGGAGCUAGGAACAAAGAUGUGUUGCAUAGCAAUCUCUCACAGCAUGCCAAUGUGUAUUUAUUUAUAGCACAUUACAACAGAGCUUAAUUUUACCUUAUACUGCUAAUGGAUCUAUUCCACUUAAAAAGAAUUAAAGAGGGAUAAUGGUCUUCUAUUGUCCUACAUGGCCAUUUGUAAAUAUUUGGUGUUUUAAUAAUGUAGGGAAUCUCUGUAAGUGAUAUUUGUGUGACAAUGGAUGUAAGUACACUAACAAUAUAUUACUGUAGUAAAUCCAGUGUUCUCAGUCGGA